This is a messenger RNA of Branchiostoma floridae (Florida lancelet), 3145 nucleotides long. Its product is annotated as UPF0764 protein C16orf89 homolog. The record is from RefSeq and is a predicted model, not a curated record. Gene Ontology annotation, cellular component: cytosol; membrane. The transcript is spliced from 8 exons. NCBI's taxonomy places the organism in Eukaryota, Metazoa, Chordata, Leptocardii, Amphioxiformes, Branchiostomatidae. Bases 40 to 1302 code for a protein of 420 amino acids.
ACGCCCCCAAGCAACGCAGACAACUUCCGGGUGAACAACAUGGUGAGCAGGAUGCAUGUGGAGGCGGUUCAACUGUUGGUGUCGCUGGUCCUGGCGUUUCUGCCCACUUCCUUACACUUUCCUAUGCCCAUGCACACCAUGAUUGACUCUGUAGAUAGACUAGUGAACUAUUAUGCGGACAAUUACAAAGAAAUGAACGUCGAUGGAAUAUUUGGACUCAGAGCGCUGGAAGGCCAGCUCCUCAUGAUUCAUGAAGAGUAUGAGCAGGGGAAGCGUCUGCGUCUGGACCGCACCACGGCGGAUCACAUCAAAGAACUGAGCACAAAGGCUUCAGGUGUGGGGAACAUGGCCAUCCCUCACCUGCAGAACUUGGAUCCUGAGUACUUCAGCAAUUUCAAGUACAUAGUUGCUCGACCAUGGAAGAUGCGUCACCACUACCGCAAGGCAGACCUCUCCAUAGCUGGUCGACAGAACAACAGGAGGAGAGGAGGUGAUCAGUUGACAGAAGAGAAGAGUGACAGGUGUAUGGCAGGUCUGUUGGGUACUGGGGAUGCGAAGCAGCAGUGCACGGUGGAUGACGAGUGCUGGCGACUGAUGAGCGCUCCUGGCAAGGCUUCGUAUUACCUGACACACCAGCUGCUGUUCUUUGUGCUGGGGGAACAGUUGGGCUGCACAGAUGAGUUGGAUGCCCUUGCGAGGAAACACAAUAUAGCAGGUGGUGUGCAGGAGUUGGAACAUCGGUUCUGUUCCACAAUGCUGGGCGAGGUGGAGGCUGUGGUCAGGAGGGGACUCAAGCCCAGUGAACAGGACAUCUUCAUGGAGCAGAUUUUCACCUGUGGCAUGAUGGGAUACUAUGAGUUCAUGCGGAAGCCGUGGCUGGACAUGAUCCUGACGUGGCAGGACGCGUCCGGCUGCUUCAGGAGCGCCGACGGGGAGGACGGCAGCGAUACGGGGGAAGAUGACGAGGCAGCUAACAGAGUCAUUAGGAAACAGGACAAGCAGAUGCAGGGUGGCCUGUUUCCACCACCUAAAAGGAGGUUAUUGGAGGAAAAAGCAUUGCGAGAUGGAUGCCUGUCCCACAAGACAGCAGUGGGAGCCGGAGCACUGGCAGUGUUUCUACAUUACCUGGUCAACCCCUACCUGCCAGGGGAUACGGGCAGGAAGGGCAUUUCCACCCAGGGGCCUUUCGAGGUGGGGGAGCAGGGGCAGCUGUUGCUCCUGAUGCUCGUGGGAGCAGCGGUCUUGGUCUUCUUCGCUCGCAUGUUUGCCAGGAGGAGGUUUAGACGAAUGCUGAAAAUAUAACUCUGUUUAUUACUCUCUUUAAGGCUGUGUGGGUAAACAAACCAGAUUAGAUGCUUUAUUUUCAUCUUUUGGGAAAGAAUAUGGAAUAGCUAUUAUCAUUCGAUUUUUUAAAUUUUGCAUUCUGAGCCUGUGCAGGAAGAUUUACAGAAGGUUACAUUUAGUGGAUUGGUUUAGUGGCACAAAGUAAUUGAAUUGAAUGUCUUUGAGAUGUGUAUUUUGGAAUGUCUUGAUUUCCUUCCAAAUACAGGGCCUUUCAUUUAUAUGUAGAAACAAAACACAUUUCAGUGUCACUUUGUGUUUGGAAGAUUGUAUGUAGAUAACCCUUCUGAUGAUAGUUAUAUGGAGAUGACUUGUAUGACGAGUCAGCUGGGGUGAACUGGUACAUGCAACUGUCUCCUGUUACAGUAUCAAGAAAUGUAACUACUUAUUGUCCUGUCUACUUAAUUCUGCCUUCCAAAAGAGUGCCAUGCCUUCCAAAAGAACUGAAUUUUCUACAGGUUUUACCAAGGAAGUCCCCUUUUUCAACCUCCUUGGUUUUACAAACGGCUUUAAAAUCCAUGACACAUUCCUUUGGCUACAUAUUUUGUGAGAAUGUCAGUGAUAAUGAUUUUAUGAAUGUAGAUGUACAUGAUAUCGUCUGUAAUGUGAAGCCCAAAUUGCAGGCAAAGUAGUCUAGGGUCAUGAUAUGUGUUGCCUAACUUUGGAGUAGUUACAACCCAUGAAAUAGUUGACUAUUGAUUGAGACAAGAACUAUGUGAUUUUGUGUGCAGUUUGGUAUAUUUAUGUAGCAUUUUGUAGAACUGAUGUAUAUUUUGCUGGUGAGGAAUGUCAAAUUGACACUGAUUUAGUUUUAGUUCAGUUGUGAAAUUCUAAUCAUUUCAUAUCAAAAAGGCCAUUGAGUCCCCUGUUGCUGUCUUUUGAUGUUGCACUGUAUCAAGAUAGGAAAUGAAUCACAGGAGUAACAAAAGUAUGCAUUCGUUCUGCAGUGUAGAGCCAAAUCAAUAUCCUAUAAAUCCUUGCUUUUCCAGGAGUUUUUUUCUAACUUUUUGGAGAGGGGCCACCAACCAAUCAGAUAAUUGCCUAAUGUUUUCUUUAUGGAUGCUGUCUGCAUUUUUAGAAAUUUGUAAUAUUAGCACUGAUUUACAUGUACCAAAUAAGGCAUUAGUAUUGUAUAAAACAGAUGCUCUAAAGGUGAAAAUCACUGCCUGGAAAAGCAGAGUCAAAUUCACAAGGACUUGUAGAGGAUGCAGUUACAGCUCUGCAUAGAAGGAUGGUAUUUUUAGAAUGACCAGCGUCUUUGAUUAACUGUACAUUUAUAAUUAUUUGUAAUGGGUGCUUUUUGACACAUUUUGGAAUUUCUGUAAACUUGCAAUACUCUGAAUGAUAUUGAUCCUGUUUGUACAUUUUGUGGAGAAGAGGUGACUUAUUUUUGGAGAUGAUUUUAUAUUCAUAUCUUGAGUAAUGAGGCCUUUGCAUUGAAUGGUGGUGCCUAGAGCAGUUUUUACGAAGAUAAUUAAUGAUGCAGAUAAUAAUGAUUGAUUUAGAGAGAUUAUAGGGUAAAUGUGAUGUUGGUGAUGAAAAUAAGGGUGACAGUUUUGUACAUAUCGUAGAUUCUUGUCCACCAAGGACUAAAGAUCUUAUCUUUUUCACACAGUAGAUUCAAUCAUCUUCAGGUCAAGCAACGGAGCUGUAUAGAUAGGUCACUGUGGACUUUGAAAGUCACAAACAUGUAACAGGCAUUUGCAGUGACUCUAGUUGUGCUGCAGUCUUCUCUAUGUAGUGUUACAGUAUAAUGUUAUUGGGGGUUAUUUGUGCAAUAAAGGAAAUAGAAGAGUGCAGUGAA